Daphnia magna is the source of this 2486-nucleotide messenger RNA. Its product is annotated as glycoprotein-N-acetylgalactosamine 3-beta-galactosyltransferase 1-like. The record is from RefSeq and is a predicted model, not a curated record. Bases 291 to 1412 code for a protein of 373 amino acids. Gene Ontology annotation, cellular component: membrane. NCBI's taxonomy places the organism in Eukaryota, Metazoa, Arthropoda, Branchiopoda, Diplostraca, Daphniidae. Gene Ontology annotation, molecular function: N-acetylgalactosaminide beta-1,3-galactosyltransferase activity. The transcript has 9 exons.
AAUCUGCUACAGCCGACGGUUUAGUUUCAGUCUGGUUGCUGUGGUCACCGAUUUGAUUAAACGAUACAUGUGCAUUCCAUUUGUCUUUUGGAUUUAUUUGACCAUGUAACGAAUAAUUUAGAUUGCAACCUCAUUUUCAGGAUCGUUUAUUACUUUUGAAAUGGUGUAACGUAAAUUUUUGUAGAUAUGAAAAGUAAUACGGCUAGUAAAUCACGUUGUAAGGUGGCACCGACUAAAAUUUUAACCCCCAUUUCUGGUUUGGUUCUUUGGUCAUCCUUCAGUCUUCCCGGAUGAUGUCGUUAAGCCGUUCAUCGGUUUUGACCCAUGCUGCUGCAAUGACCUUUGGCUUUUGCCUGGCUUACAUCUUCAUUUCAAUCAGCUUAUCAAGUCAUUCACCCUUCUCCCGACAUAAACCACGUUUUCCAGGAGAUGAUGGUGAGGAUGCACACGGGCAUGAUCACGGUGAUGCCCAUAAUGAAGAGGACAUGGAAAGUCUUGCUGGUCCUGUUCGUGAUUUCGGUUUGCAUGGCAGACACGAAGACUCAAACGCCGGUGAAGAUGAAGUGGCAAGAGAGCUACGCGAAAAGGUUCGUGUGCUGUGUUGGGUCAUGACGGGCCCAAAGAACCACGAGAAAAAAGCGAUUCAUGUUAAGCGCACUUGGGGCAAACGCUGCAACAUACUCGUAUUCAUGAGCUCGGUGGAAGACGAGUCGUUGCCUUCGGUGGCGUUACCUGUCGGAGAGGGUCGUGAAAAUCUGUGGGGGAAAACUCGCGAAGCAUACCGUCACGUUUGGGAAAACUACCGAGACAAAGCUGAUUGGUUUAUGAAAGCCGAUGAUGACACUUAUGUGGUGCUGGAGAAUCUCCGCUACAUGUUGUCACCCUACAAUGCUUCGGACCCCAUUGCAUUCGGCCAUAAAUUUAAACCCUUCGUCAAACAAGGAUAUUUCAGCGGUGGCGCUGGAUAUGUUUUAAGUAAAGAAGCCACUAGGAGAUUUGUCGAAGAAGGAUUGACGGAUUCGAAAAAAUGCAGAAAAGACCCUGGAGGUGCUGAAGAUGUCGAAAUGGGUAAAUGUCUAGCCAAUCUAAACAUAAAAGCUGGUGAUAGCAGAGAUUUGUACGGCAGAGGUCGGUUUUUCCCAUUUGUUCCCGAACACCAUUUGAUUCCAGGACACGUAACGAAAGACUUUUGGUUCUGGCAGUACAUUUACUAUCCAGCCAGAGAGGGGCUUGACUGCUGCUCGGAUACGGCCGUGUCUUUUCAUUAUGUUUCUCCGAACGAAAUGUACGUGCUCGAGUAUUUGAUAUACCACCUGAAACCUUAUGGAAUCCAAAACCAUUUGCAAGGGACCGCUGCCCCGCCACCCGACCAAGAUCUGAAAGCCACACCGUGGUCAGGUCCGACUGACUGAGAGGAAAAAGGGAAGAUUACACAAAAUGCCUGUCUUACUUUACUUUUGUACUAAGUCAAAUGUUCUUUUUCUUUUUUUUUUGUGAAUUAAAAAUCGUUUCGUAUUGAGGCCAAAAAAGAAUAUAUUUAUGAAAUUUUUUCGCUCAUUGUCUUGCGAGUCAAUAGGUCCAGGUGUAUGCUGGUUGUAUCUCGGCUGAUUGCUGUGCUAGUAGGGGUUCAAACUUGACGCUGGAUUUCAAAAAUUAAUGGACAUUUGUUGAUCCAGAAAAUGAUAUAGCUGUUCUUUUUCCUCGAGCUCUUGAGUACUUUGCGAAAAAAAACAAAAAAACAAACAACCAACAGCGUUUGAGAAAAAUAGUUCACUUUAUCCCUGGAGAAAUACGAUGACACACAUCACCCAAAAAAAAAUUUUGGUACUCUGGAGAAAAAGAGAGAGAAAAAAAAAAGGCCAAACAAUCAAUUAAACGUGUCGGAAAAUCGCCCAAAAAAUCCUCAUGCUCUACUUGUUCAAUGAAAUAUAUUUUUCAAAAAUCAAACACAACAGAGACGCACGCACACAUAAGAUGUGGAUAUCGAAAAGGCCGACAGGAAAACCUGGAAAAGCGUACCUAUAGUUAAAGGUGAAUGACAAUUACGGUGAAUGUUGACGUGUUUUGUUUCCUUCUUUUCAUCUUGUCAAGCCUCUCGUAUGUAAGUUGUUUUGUUUUGUUUUGUUUUUUUCCGAGGGGGUGGGUGGGAAUCUAAGAUCUUAAGGUUUGUGCCUGUUUUUUCCCCCAAAAUCUUUUCAAUGGGCGGAGUAGGUGGGGGAGACGAGACAUGGAGCGGCUUUUGUAUUCGUUUCUGUCAUUGCCAUCAAUUCCCCAUUCUGUUUCUUCCGCCAUCGCCGGAGGCUAACCGUCUUAAACAGCUGCUAUUGGGUGAGGUGAUAGCACCGCUUGAGCCUGCCAUAGCUUAGUCAGUCGGUAGAGUUGGCCGAGAGCGGACUCGUUCAAGUCAUCCGGUGCAUUCUCCAACUGGUUUUCGUUAGUGUGCUCCGACGUUUCACUGUAGGGAAUGUAAAUAUUUCAUCAUUCCC